This is a messenger RNA of Striga hermonthica, 1296 nucleotides long. NCBI's taxonomy places the organism in Eukaryota, Viridiplantae, Streptophyta, Magnoliopsida, Lamiales, Orobanchaceae. The record is from the annotation of a GenBank genome assembly.
AUGAAGCCACCACCAUAUUCUUCUCCUUCCUCAUACUCCUCCAUCCUCCGAAAGGGCCGCCUCUCGCCAUAUUUCUUCACCUUGCUAGCUUUCAUCCUCUUCGUCACCAUUUUGUACGGUGAGGAUCUUAGCUGCAUUCUCGGCAGUCAGUUCGACUCUCGUUUUCCUUUGAGGUCACAUCAAACAAUGUCAUCGACAACUAAAAAGAAGAUAAGAGAUCAGAAGUUGGCUUUUGCAAUUGGUGAGACUAAGGAAAAUUGCGACGUAUUCACCGGGCGGUGGGUGUGGGACCCGGCUGGCCGGCCGCUUUACGAGGAGGCCGAGUGCCCUUACAUACAGCCACAGCUGACGUGUCAAGAGCACGGCCGGCCGGACAAAGACUAUCGGCAUUGGAGGUGGCAGCCUAGUGGUUGUUCUCUUCCAAGUUUCAAUGCAACAUUAAUGCUGGAAACACUUAGAGAUAAGAGGAUGAUGUUCGUAGGUGACUCAUUAAACCGUGGGCAGUAUGUUUCCAUGGUUUGUCUUCUUCACAGACUCAUCCCUCAAAAUGCCAAAUCCAUGCAAACUUUUGGUUCUUUAACUGUCUUCACAGCCAAGGAUUACAAUGCAACAAUUGAGUUCUACUGGGCCCCAUUUCUCCUCGAAUCCAAUUCAGACGACGCCAUUGUACACAGAAUAAGCGAUAGAAUCGUGCGAAAAGGCUCGAUAAACAAGCAUGGAAAACACUGGAAAGGGGUGGAUAUUAUGGUCUUCAAUACUUACCUAUGGUGGAUGACAGGCCAGGAAUUCAAAAUACUGCAAGGAUCUUUUGACGAUGAAGAGAAAGACAUUGUGAUGGUCUCAACAGAGGAAGCUUAUGGUAUGGCAAUGAAAAGCAUGUUGAGAUGGGUUAAGAAAAACAUGGAUCCCAAGAAAACUAGAGUCUUUUUCACUAGCAUGUCACCUUCUCAUGGAAAGAGUGUCGACUGGGGAGGAGAACCGAACGGCAAUUGCUACAACGAGACAAGCAUGAUAAGCGACCCCAACUAUUGGGGCUCGGAUUCCCGUAAAAGCAUAAUGCGGGUGAUCGGGCAAGUGUUCGGGAAAUCGAAGGUCCCCAUCACAUUCCUCAACAUCACCCAGCUGUCGAGCUACCGAAAGGACGCACACACGUCAAUCUACAAGAAGCAGUGGAGCCCUUUGACUCCCGAGCAGCUCGCGAACCCGGCCAGCUAUGCAGACUGCGUGCACUGGUGCCUGCCUGGGCUCCAAGACACGUGGAACGAGCUUUUGUUCGCGAAGUUGUUUUAUCCUUAA